This is a messenger RNA of Colletotrichum chrysophilum, 924 nucleotides long. RefSeq lists its product as uncharacterized. The record is from RefSeq and is a predicted model, not a curated record. Lineage: Eukaryota; Fungi; Ascomycota; Sordariomycetes; Glomerellales; Glomerellaceae. The coding region runs from base 1 to 924 and encodes 307 amino acids. The transcript is spliced from 2 exons.
AUGGUCAAAGUAGCGAUUGCUGGUGGCUCAAGCAGCAUCGGCAAGGCCAUUUUCGAUGCCAUUGAGAAACUCGGAGUCGACAAUGCCAUCAUCUUGGGGCGGAAGAAAACCGACGAUUCCAAACUAGUCGUUGUCGACUACACGAGCAUCGAAAGUCUCACGAAGGUCCUCGACACACAUCAGGUUCACACGGUUGUCUCGACCGUAUCAAUCGCUGAUGAUGCCAGCGGCAUGGCUCAAAUGAACCUCAUCGAGGCUGCUGUUGCAUGCCAACAUACCAAACGCUUCAUGCCGAGCGAGUUUGGGGCCAACUAUGACGACGAGUUCAUUCGCGACAUUCCGACUCACGCGUGGAAGUUCAAGGCAGUUGACCGUCUAAAGGAGACUGAUCUUGAAUACACGCUGUUCUCGAACGGAAUGUUCAUGGACUACUGGCUCGCGCCACGCAUCAAGUCUGCGUUUCGACUCAAUCUUCCGUGCUGUGUCGACCUUGAAAACCACGUUGCAGCCAUCCCUGGAGACGGGAACAACCCAAUGGUGUUAACUCACUCGCGCGACAUCGGGCGCUUCGUUGCAGCACUGUUGGGUCUCCCUCGCUGGGAGCGCAUGUACUACCUGGCUGGAGAUAGGGUGACGGUCGAUGAAUUCGUUGCCAUAGCCGAAGAAACCAGCGGUGCGAUGUUUGAAAAGAAAUAUGACAAGCUGGAUGUGCUGCGAGAGGGUAACUGCACCCCACUUCCGGCGUGGGAGGGAAAGAUUCCAUCGGCUUAUAAGAGUACCGUCUUGCAACAGGUCGCGCUUUCUGGGAAGAGAGUUGCGCAAGGUAAGAUGGAUUUGCCGACGGAGGGCCAGGUUAACAGUCUCUUUCCGGAGAUGACAACUUUAACCGUUCGAGAGGCACUGCAAAUCUACUAUGGACAAUAA